AUGAGAAAUCAAACAUCUGUGAACGAAUUCAUUCUUCUUGGGUUAACAGAUGACCCAAAGCUAAAUGUUUUAAUUUUCCUAUUUCUAUUUCUCACUUAUAUACUGAGUAUAACCGGAAACCUGACCAUUAUUACGCUCACUCUGAUAGAUCCACAUCUCAAAACACCCAUGUAUUUCUUCCUUAGGAAUUUUUCUUUCCUGGAAAUCUCUUUCACAACCGUUUCUAUUCCUAGAUUUCUGGUCAGCAUUGUAACAGGGGAUAUGACCAUUUCCUAUAAUUCUUGCAUGGCCCAGGUGUUUUUCUUCAUACUCCUUGGUUCAACAGAGUUUUUCCUUUUGGCUGCCAUGUCCUACGAUCGUUAUGUAGCUAUCUGUAAGCCACUGCAUUACACGACAAUAAUGAACAACAGAAUCUGUAUGCAGCUUGUAAUUAGCUCUUGGCUGGCUGGGUUUCUCAUUAUCUUUCCACCUGUGAUCAUGGGACUUCAACUGGAUUUCUGCGAUUCCAACAUCAUUGACCACUUCACCUGCGACUCCUCUCCUAUGCUGCUGAUCUCCUGCACUGACACAGCUUUCCUAGAGCUCAUGGGAUUCUUCCUGGCAAUUUUUACUCUCAUGGUAACCUUGACAUUAGUCAUUCUUUCCUACGUAUUCAUCCUGAAGACGAUUCUGAAAAUCCCGUCUGCUGAACAAAGGAAAAAGGCCUUUUCCACUUGCUCCUCACACAUGAUUGUGGUCUCCAUUUCUUAUGGGAGCUGCAUUUUCAUGUAUGUCAAAACUUCAGCAAAGGAAGGAGUGGCUUUGACAAAAGGUGUUGCAGUGCUCAAUACCUCUGUUGCCCCAAUGCUGAACCCUUUUAUUUACUCCCUAAGAAACCAGCAGGUAAAACAGUCUAUUAAGAAUGUGGUCCAAAAAUGUUUCUCAAAUACAGUUUAUUCAUAA
This is a messenger RNA of Lepus europaeus (European hare), 942 nucleotides long. Its product is annotated as olfactory receptor 6C76-like. Lineage: Eukaryota; Metazoa; Chordata; Mammalia; Lagomorpha; Leporidae. The transcript has a single exon. The coding region runs from base 1 to 942 and encodes 313 amino acids. Gene Ontology annotation, biological process: G protein-coupled receptor signaling pathway. Gene Ontology annotation, molecular function: G protein-coupled receptor activity; olfactory receptor activity. Gene Ontology annotation, cellular component: membrane. The record is from RefSeq and is a predicted model, not a curated record.